GGCACCGACCGGCCGUGCGCCCUCCUCCUUCCGUGUCCGCGCGUCGCCUUGGCAGUCACAACACGUGAAAACCAAACCCCACACGGCAGCCGCGAGCCCACGUUCCCCCCCACCCUGGAUCGCCUGCCUUCCUCCACACACAACCCUAGCCCGCCAGCCACCAACCAUGGAGAUCUCAGCCGCCACGGCCACGGCCGGCUCUUCCCCGCCAGCCAAGCCGGUGCUCCUCCGCCCCCACGCCACCUCCUCCGCUACCACCACCAUCAGCCGCCGCGCCUCCGCCUCCGCCUCUACCACCGUCCGCCGCCGUCGCGCGCGCACCCGCCGUUCCAAGACCAUCUCCGGCGCGGGCGGCGAUGACGGGGAGGGCCCUUUCGGACCCGGAAGUGGCGGGAGCGGCGGCGGCGGCGGCGGCGGCGGCGGGUGGAACCAUGGUUUCGGGUCCGGAUCUGGUCAAGGCUGGGACUCAUCGGAGCCCGACGUCCCCACGCCCCGCCGAUCGGCGGCGGAGGUGGCGCUCGGCGUGAUCUACGAGCUCAUGUGCCUCAUCGCGCUCUCCAACUGCACCCAGUUUGCCGUGCGGAGGCUCGCGGGGCUUCUCGCCGCCCGCGUCGCCGCGCUGCGCUUCGUCCCCAGAGUCUGCUGAGGUGGGGAUCCUCUCGGACGGUUCAGUCUCCUACUGCCCGGUCUCUCCCCUGAUGUAGGAUCUGCUUCCUCUACCCGAAUUCUGCUUGUGUAUAUAUGUGUGUGCCUGUGAAUUUAGGGGUUGGGGGGCUAGGAUCCUUGUUCCUUGCUGAUUGCUUCUGGCGAUCCGUGGAAACAAAUUCGUCGAAUUGAAAUGGAAGAACAUAUGAACAAGACCUUCUAUUUUCUUGGACUAGCACCGAUUGCUUAGUGCAAAUUAUACAGAAAGUUAUUUGAUGCAAGCAAUUGAUACUUGUUUGGAAAAAUGUUUGUGGCUAUAUCUGGUCACUUGCAUGGUCGAAACUGUAAACCGUGCAGCAAGUGGAAAGGUAUAAUGUCACGGUAAUACACUUAAAAAAAGGUAUAAUGUAACGGUAUAAACCAAGAAUUAUAGUGGUGCCACUGGACUGUAAUGUUUUUCUUUUAAGUGGCCCAGUAGAUGACUAAUUUCUCCUAAAUGUGUGAUUUGGUACAUGAUUGGCAACGAUUGAGAAAAAGUUUGUUCGGCUUAGCUGUAAGUUAAACUGUAUGUAUAAAGAACGACUGCCUAAUUUAUGAAUGAAAUCUAUGUUUAAUGAA
Molecule: messenger RNA, 1263 nt
Organism: Triticum aestivum (bread wheat)
Lineage: Eukaryota; Viridiplantae; Streptophyta; Magnoliopsida; Poales; Poaceae
Product: zinc finger protein ZIC 2-like
Exons: 1
Coding region: 167-646 (159 amino acids)
Source: RefSeq, a predicted model, not a curated record